AGGAAGAACUUGUAGGACAACUCUUGGGUGAAGCACGGCUGGAGUCCAUUAAAUUCCCUGGAGCUUCCUGAGACAAGAGAGUGGAGGGCAGCCACAUACCCACAGCCUGCAUCAUGCCAGCACUGGCCACAGGAUCAGCUUGUGACACAGGUCUGUAUGAGCUGUUGGCUGCUCUGCCUGCCCAGCUGCAGCCACAUGUGGAUAGCCAGGAGGACCUGACCUUCCUCUGGGACAUGUUUGGUGAAAAGAGCCUGCAUUCACUGGUCAAGAUUCAUGAAAAACUUCAUUACUAUGAGAAGCAGAGUCCAGUGCCCAUUCUCCAUGGUGCAGCAGCAUUGGCUGAUGAUCUGGCUGAAGAGCUACAGAACAAGGCACCAAACAAUGAGAUCAGAGAGCUGUUGAAACUGCUGUCAAAACCCAACGUGAAGGCUUUGCUGUCAGUACAUGAUACUGUGGCUCAAAAGAGCUAUGACCCUGUAUUGCCUCCCAUGCCUGAUGAGAUUGAUGAUGAGGAAGAUUCAGUGAAAAUUAUUCGCCUGGUCAAGAACAGAGAGCCCUUGGGUGCUACCAUUAAAAAAGAUGAGCAGAGCGGAGGAAUCAUUGUGGCCCGGAUCAUGCGGGGAGGAGCUGCAGAUAGAAGUGGUCUUAUUCACGUGGGUGAUGAGCUGAGGGAAGUGAAUGGGAUCUCAGUGGAAGACAAGAGGCCUGAGGAAAUAAUACAGAUUUUGAGUCAGUCCCAGGGAGCAAUUACAUUUAAGAUAAUACCCAGCACCAAAGAGGAGACACCUUCUAAAGAAGGCAAGAUAUUUAUCAAAGCGCUCUUUGACUACGAUCCUAAGGAAGACAAGGCGAUCCCUUGUAGAGAGGCAGGGCUGUCUUUCAGGAAGGGUGACAUUCUUCAGAUUAUGAGCCAAGAUGAUGUGACAUGGUGGCAGGCUAAGCAUGAAGGAGACGCCAACCCCAGAGCAGGCCUGAUUCCCUCAAAGCACUUCCAGGAACGGAGACUGGCUCUGAGACGACCAGAAAUAGUACUUCAGCCUCUGAAACUUUCCAACAGGAAAUCAUCUGGUUUUAGAAGAAGUUUCCGUCUUAGCAGAAAAGAUAAGAAAACAAAUAAGUCAAUGUAUGAAUGCAAAAAGAGUGAGCAGUAUGACGCUGCAGACGUGCCCACAUACGAGGAGGUGAUGCCCUACCGGCGGCAGACCCAUGACAAAUACAGACUCGUUGUCCUGGUUGGUCCUGUCGGAGUCGGGCUGAAUGAGCUAAAGCGGAAGCUAUUGAUCAGUGACACACAGCACUAUGGUGUGACAGUACCCCACACCACUAGAGCAAGAAGAAGCCAAGAGAGUGAUGGUGUGGAAUAUAUUUUUAUUUCCAAACAUUUGUUUGAGACAGAUGUACAAAAUAACAAGUUCAUUGAGUAUGGCGAAUAUAAAAACAACUACUAUGGUACAAGUAUAGACUCAGUUCGCUCUGUCCUAGCUAAGAACAAAGUUUGUCUGUUGGAUGUCCAGCCUCAUACAGUGAAGCAUUUAAGGACACUGGAGUUCAAGCCCUAUGUGAUAUUCAUAAAACCUCCAUCAAUAGAGCGUUUGAGAGAAACAAGAAAAAAUGCAAAGAUUAUUUCAAGCAGAGAUGACCAAGGGACUGCAAAGCCCUUCACGGAAGAAGACUUUCAAGAAAUGAUUAAAUCAGCACAGAUAAUGGAAAGUCAAUAUGGCCAUCUUUUUGACAAAAUCAUAAUAAAUGAUGAUCUUGCUGUGGCAUUUAAUGAGCUAAAAACAACAUUUGACAAACUAGAGACUGAUACCCACUGGGUCCCAGUGAGUUGGUUACAUUCAUAACUCAGGGAAAUGUCCUUAAUUGUCUUUUUACAGAGUUGCAUGGUUAGGUCAACUACCAUAUUUUUGGUAGGAUUUUUCUUUUUAAUAAUCUGUAUCACUGUCAUAGAUGUAAAGUCUUCAAUGGUCAAAGUCAAAAUUUCAGGGCUGGUUUUAUUUAUGUCUUUUACAGCCUUAUUGGAAGCACAUGACUGUAUAAUCUAAGUCAAAAUUUGCACAGUGCUAUAGUCUUAGCCAAACUUUUGUAUUUCUUGGUUUUCUUUAACCUAUUCCUGUCUCUGAUGUGAGAGGCAGUGUGUGUCAGAGUUCAUGCCUCGCCUGCACUUAGGUGCACUCACAGCCCUUCACUGUGCAUGCCCUCAGUUGAAAGCAUGGGCUUGGCAGCCUUGAGCAGAUCACAGAUUUAACUGAGCUGGACAUAAGGCUCUGCCCUUACAAAAUAUGUUCUAGUGUGCACAUCUUAAAACAAAGGAGAAACUCAAAUCUUUUCUUGAGGAAAUAGCUCAUAUAUUAUAGCUUAGGAAAUCCUUAUGAGUAUAUAUCGGUGAUGCCACUAAUAUAUAAGCAAAAACCUGAUUCUCCUGUUUAAGUUGAAGGUCUCACUAUGCUGUCCACACUAGCCUUGAACUCAGCCUUCAUUUGCCUCAGCCUCCCGAGUAUGGGAAUGUACUACUGCGUCAGGCUUAGAAACAGACUUAACUGAUACUAUAGAUGUAGAUAAAAAACCUUUCCUCAUGGUCUAGUAAAACUGGUUGUGAGUUAGGGCAAAGAAUGAUCACAUAGCACCUCUUGCUUUAAUCUGUCAUUCUUCAGAAGACAUUUCUGGAGUCAGAAUGUUUUCUUCUCUUGCUUUGGAAUUUCUCAACAUAUAUAAGAAUGAGAUAAAUAUUCAAAAACAUGUAAAAUGUGUUAGAGCACAGUGAAGGAAGAGAUACUCAUGUUUCUGGUGUGCAAUCCCCAUUCAUGUAAAUUGUUCCAAAGUGUGUUUUAGAAACCUUAUAUUGUGUUAAUUUUUUUGUCAACAAAAUGAUUAACACUGGCCAGAUUGUAUCUCAACCUAUUCCCAAGGAAGAUGGAUUUUUAAAUCUUUUGAUCACAUUGUUUCUUUUUCUAUGAUGCUUUAGGCCUCUAGCAAGUGAAUAAUUUGCAAUACUACAAAUGUCCACAGUUCAAUCAUAGAUCAGGUUCCUGCGAGUCCUCUGAGAAUGCAGUUUAGGCAAUGGAGGAUUCGUCACAUCUAUGACUUGCAUACAAAGAAAUAUAUUUUUGUUGCUUUGUAAAGAGUUUAAAUGUCAUGUUUAAAGAAAAAUAAAAUGUAGGGAAGUUUUAUAUAUUUGUGAGAUAUUUGAAAGGCAUAUUUUUAAAUUAUCAAAUGAGGCUAUUCAUAAGAUAAAUUGUAUGUAAAGAUAUAAUUUAAAAUAGUAGUUUUAUAAGCAAGGUCAACAUUCCAUGUAAAUAUUGGACCUUUUGGCAGAUAGGUCCACACACAUGUUACGUGUUCGCUGCUGUUUAGUGGUGUCCAUGGCCAGCUUUCCUUAAGACAAUGUCAAAUUUCUGUGUGAAGCAGAAACUAAAACUUCUCUAGUGACCUCAUUACAUGUUCAAGCCCAAAAGUCAGAUCAUUGGACUAAUGAACACAGUCCAUGGAAGUUCUGUGUUUAUUCAUUAAAGCCAUGCAGCUCAAACAAAGAUAGGAAGGCUACUGGAUUCCUAUUCUGAAAUCACUGCCCUGCAUGGCCUGUCUAGAAGCACAAAUCUUAACGAGUUGGUUUGGGUGGAAUAUUCUCUCCCUUGAGCAAUGCCUCCACUUCUAUAAAGCAAGUUUCUAUGCCAAGAAUGAUGAGAAGUGUAUCCAGCAUAGGACGUUCUGGACUACUUUAGGUAUCCCAUGUUCAUACCUCAGAUAACUUUGCUGAUUGUUUUUCUUCAUUUGGUGAUUGUUGUCUUCAUUCUCAAUUUUGGGGUAGUGCUUGGGAAAUUUGGGGUAGGUGGUAGAGGUGAUGAAAUGUCAUGAAAAUGUAAAUGUAUGCACCUGUUAGACCACAGCUGAACAUCUUUCUUUAAAAACUAACUAAAUAAAAAGAAAUAAAGCAGUCUAAGAAAUCAGGUGACAUGUAGCCUUACCUGGUCUAUUUCUUGAUGCUUACAUAGAGAUUUAAUUAAAACAUAUAAGUCAGGCCAAAAGAAGGCUGCUCAAUUGGCCUUGCUCUGUGUUCUCUGGCCUCAGCACUCCCACCACCAAGAAGAACACUUUGCUCCUAGCUUUCAGCAGCUUGUUUCUGGGGUGCAGUGCCAUCCACUAUUAGAAAAACAAGGUUUCAUUGUUUGUCCAUUUAAAGUUGAACCUGGUAUGAAGUGCUUUUAUUCUCCUUCACCUCCCAGUUAGAAAUAAACUUGAAACAAUAACCAUGGUUUUACCAAGUAAUAUGGAAACUUGGUGUCUAUGAGGCUGACAUUCCUUGUUAUAUAUAAUCAUCAAGUGUACCUAAACUGUAGUAAUUAUAAGUGAGCAAACAUGUAAACUCAGAUUUAUAAAACUAUGGAGUGAAAAAUGUCCCUAAAGAUUCAGAUUUUUAUUUAUUUUCCUUUGGUCUUUGAUGGAUUUAUAGAUAAAUGUAAUGGAAAGUUUUUUAUCUUAAUAAAGUAUCUUCAAACAAUA
Grammomys surdaster is the source of this 4500-nucleotide messenger RNA. It is a transcript of the gene Mpp7, whose product is annotated as membrane palmitoylated protein 7. Gene Ontology annotation, cellular component: cell-cell junction; plasma membrane. The coding region runs from base 114 to 1844 and encodes 576 amino acids. NCBI's taxonomy places the organism in Eukaryota, Metazoa, Chordata, Mammalia, Rodentia, Muridae. The record is from RefSeq and is a predicted model, not a curated record. Gene Ontology annotation, biological process: protein localization to adherens junction. Gene Ontology annotation, molecular function: protein binding. The transcript is spliced from 16 exons.